AGGCGGAAGAGGCGUGUUGUUUCGUCUGGACACAAGCAAACACAACUGCAAGUCUACAGGGUGCGAGCCCGUACCCGCUGCUUGCGAUCACGGAGCGUUUAAAUCUACAAUUAAAGUAGAGGAAAUGCUGUAAAAAAAGAGGGUCGAGUUACUUUUUAAGGUGACUUUAGGUCCAGACAGCGCACGUCCGCUUAGUGCUCACAACGAGAAAACUGCUGGUCUAAGACGGAAACAACGGCGAAAACAGACACGACGUCUUCAUCCACUCCCGUAGAGGACCGCACGAUCUACUUUGGCCCAAGACUAUAGACACCCAGGCGUAAUCUAAGAAUUUAGUGUUAGAUGCUAUCAGAAUGGGGAACAGCAGCAGUGACAGAGCCAGCGGGGGUCAGAGUGAACGAGGGAAAGAGGCUCGUCCCAACAUCCUGAUUGACAGCACAGAGGAUGCAGAUAUUUUCCAGAGAGAGGAUGCAAAGGUGCCACAGGAGGAUCAGGAGUUUCUGGCCUGGCAGCAGGACCUGGAAAGUGACAGUAAAUGUCCAACACUUGCCAGGCCAACAGUGUUCCGCUGGACCGGAAGCGCCAAAGAGGUCUUUGUGUCUGGCUCCUUUAACAACUGGUCCACCAAGAUCCCUCUCAAUAAAAGUAAGAACAACUUUGUGGCAAUCAUGGACCUGCCUGAGGGAGAACACCAGUACAAGUUUUGUGUAGACGGACAGUGGACGUUGGAUCCAACAGGGGCUGUGAUCACGACAAAAACCGGAACCGUUAAUAACAUAAUCCAGGUGAAGACAACUGACUUUGAGGUCUUUGACGCCCUUCGAAUUGACUCUCAAGAUUCUGCAGACAUCUCAGACUUGUCCAGUUCCCCUCCUGGUCCCUACCAACAGGACGCCUACGUUGUCAAAUCAGAAGACAAGCUCAAACAUCCUCCUAUCUUACCUCCACACUUGCUCCAAGUGCUGCUCAACAAAGACACAGGGAUCUCAUGUGACCCAACCCUGCUUCCUGAGCCUAACCACGUGAUGCUCAAUCACCUAUACGCCCUCUCCAUCAAGGAUGGCGUCAUGGUUCUGAGCGCAACUCACAGAUACAGAAAGAAGUAUGUGACUACUCUUCUGUACAAGCCCGUAUAAUUAAUUUGAGUUUAUUGUCAUGGUGAUGGUGUGGACCCUUUAUGAUGUUGUUUUAAAUUCAUAAUUAUAUGUUUUAUUUCGUUGUU
Messenger RNA from Hippocampus comes (tiger tail seahorse), 1222 nucleotides. It is a transcript of the gene prkab1b, whose product is annotated as protein kinase, AMP-activated, beta 1 non-catalytic subunit, b. Lineage: Eukaryota; Metazoa; Chordata; Actinopteri; Syngnathiformes; Syngnathidae. Gene Ontology annotation, cellular component: cytoplasm; nucleus; nucleotide-activated protein kinase complex. Gene Ontology annotation, molecular function: protein kinase binding. Gene Ontology annotation, biological process: signal transduction. The transcript has 8 exons. The record is from RefSeq and is a predicted model, not a curated record. The coding region runs from base 354 to 1136 and encodes 260 amino acids.